CUCUCUCUAUCCGUCUGAAUCAUCAUCCACGGCGACGCCAGCUGCAGCUCUCGGCCAUGGCGACGGCGACGCCACCACCUUCACCGCCUCCUCCGCCGCCGCCGGCUGACUUCUGGACCGUGUUAUCGGAAUCGCAGCGCAUACUCAAAGCCCACUCCCGCCACUUCCUCGCCCUCUCCGUGCUCUUCCUCCUCCCCCUCUCCUUCUGCGUCGCCGCCUACCCCACUCUCCACCGCCUCCUCCUCAGCUCCUUCUCCUCCUUCUCGGACCCGUAUCAUGCCCAGGCCCUCCUCCGGCGCUCCCCCCUCCUCAAUCAACCGGCCGAAUACCACCAAAGCAGCGUCGACGCGAGCAGCGUCCUCGUCAGCGUGGGGUACACCUGCUUCCUCACGCUCCUGUCCAUCUGCGCCACGUGUUCCAUCACCUACAGCGUCCUCCAGGGGUUCUACGGCCGGCCGGUCAAGCUCCCGUCGGCGAUCAAGUCCAUCGGGACGUCCUUCUUCCCGCUCUUGGCCACGCUCAUCUGCACCCAAGCCAUCACCUCCUCGAUCGUGAUCGGUUCCGGAAUCUUAGGGUUCUUGAUCCUCAAAGGGGCCGAACUCGCUAUCGGACACGAAAUCAGCUAUUCCUCGCCUUACUUUCUCGGAUUAGCUGCGGCGAUCGCGGUGGCCCUGGUGCUGGUGCUGGCGUAUCUGCAAGUGCAGUGGGGUCUGGCGAACGUGAUCGUGGUGGCCGAAUCGAGCUACGGGUUCGCUCCGCUGCGGCGGAGCGCUUAUCUGGUGAAGGGGAUGAGAGGCGUGGCGCUGUCGCUGACGCUGUUCUUCGGAGUUCUGUCGGGGUUUGUGGUGUGUAUUGGUACUCUGUCGACUUCGGAAUCGGUAAUCGAUGGGAACGAAUGGAGGCGCUGGUACUUCGUGGCCCAGAUCGUGUCGACGUCGAGCUGCCUCACGGUGCUGAUGCAGCUCAGCCUGGCCGCGACCGUGGUGCUGUACAUGUACUGCAAGGCUCUGCACGGAGAGCUGGCCAUUGAGAUCGCCGAGGAGUUCGCGAGGGAGUACGUUAGUCUGCCCUUCGAUGACGAGAAGGUCUUAUGUCGCGCACGCUUGAUCGAUUCGUGAUGGUGCGACGGUGCUCUCGGUCAUUGACUCAGGUAGUUCUGAGAUUGCUUUGCUUUGCAACUCUAAUUGAUAGCAAUGAAGUGUAGCUCGACAUCACCCAUGUGUGUGGCCUCUACGUGUUGAAUUUUGUUUGUACGAUCAAAGGCAUGUAUACUGUACAAGCAACUAUACAGUUUACAUCAGUUAGAAUCUGAUCGAAUUCGGUGUAAUCACUUAAUGACGCGUAAUAAAGGUAUCGCAAUUCAAUAGA
Molecule: messenger RNA, 1368 nt
Organism: Eucalyptus grandis
Lineage: Eukaryota; Viridiplantae; Streptophyta; Magnoliopsida; Myrtales; Myrtaceae
Exons: 1
Coding region: 57-1118 (353 amino acids)
Source: RefSeq, a predicted model, not a curated record